UUCCCCUGGAAGGAGUUAAUGUGUCCUAAUUUUUUCAAUAUACUACUUGAAAAAGAUGUGUUCUUUAGUGUAAUUGGAGGUGGUCAGUGGAUAAAUAUAGAUGAGGCAAUAUUUGACCAUUUUGAGGACAUUCCAAUGGGAACUCAACAGCUUAUUGUGAGACUUCUUCUAGAAAACAAUGUACCAAUUGUGUCCACAAGAGACUAUCCACACGUCAUGAAUGCUGUUUUGUUGCACAGUAAGCACAAAAUUAACAGUAUCACACCUAGUCGUGUUCGGGAUACCCUACGGAAUGUUUCGUUAUGCAGCCUAGCACGAAGAGAGAAGAUCUGUUUACUGACAUAUUUACUAGCUGACGAUGAUUAUGAUGACCUUCAUGGUUUUGAACUGCUUCCACUUGCAGAUAGUUCGUUUUGUAGAUUUGCGUCUAAAACUCUCACAGACGACGAAGUGGUUUAUUUCUCUGUACUACAUGAGUGCUCAAUGGACUUAUUACCAGGCCUUCGCAGCAGAUUCCUUGAUGAAAAUAUUGAGAAAUCACUAAAGGAUAAGAUUAUUCGUGGAAGCCAAAUGACAGGAAUUAAUCAAGUUCAACAAUUGAAACCAAACAUGAUUGCAACUUUAAUCAGAGAUGCAUUACCAUCCGAUUGGUCGAAAUCAGCCGAGGUUAUGUGGUAUCCAGGCCAACCUGAUCACCCUCCACGAUGCUGGCUCAAGAAAUUCUGGAGCUUCUUACAAGAAGUUUCCAAAAAUGAUAUUAGUAAAUAUGAGGGGAUUACCCUGAUCCCGACAAGAUUUAGUGAAGACCAAACUGAGGUCAAAUUAAUUCAACUUGUCCGAAAUUCUAAUAUUGUAGUUAUCGAUGGCCAUCGAGAUUCAAAUGUUGAGGCUAGGCUGGUUGAGGGCAUACUGCCUUCUCUACAUUUGAUUCCAGUGAAUCUUGAAAAUGCAGGAUUUGUGAAAUUUUUUCGAAAAAGCGUUUGGAAGACCUACUUACACAGUUUAGAACCUAAUGAUAUCUUGCGGGUUUUUGCCGAUGCUGGUACUGGCAAAAGUCUUCAGAAUGAUGUGAAGAACCUUCUUGCAGAAGAUGUACAAGUAUUUCGAAGAUUCUUGGGAAAUAUUAGAAGCCUUAAAGACGAUAGUCAACGAAAUGUGUUACUUAGAAUUCCUGUUUUUGAAGAAGCAACUCAUGUCCAGGGUUACAUUAACUGCAGCGUCUUUCAGUCUGCAGUCGUCAACGAUAAAGAGCUAAGAAUAGUGAAUAAAGAAGAACUUCCAGACUUUCCAACAGAAGAGAUAUUUCUUGACAUAUCAGAUGCAGAUUCCAAUAUUUUAGCUUCUACAUUGGGCCUUAAAAUGUGCCUGCGAGAAGAGGUUCUGUGCCAAAUGGUUCGAUGUUCAUCGAAUGAAGAUGGAGAUGUAACUUCAUUAAUUAUGUGGAUAAUGGAUAGGUGGGAUGAAUUUCAGCCAUCGAAGAGGAAAAUUAUCAUAGAUACAAUUAAAAAAGAACCAUUUGUUCCUUUACCUGACGGGAGCCAUAGAAGACCAUCAGAAUGUUUUGAUCCGUCAGAUGAACUUCUGGCACAGUUAUUUAGCGAAUGCUUGGAUGUCUUUCCUACCUCACCAUUUGGUAUUAAAUAUCGAA
Molecule: messenger RNA, 1648 nt
Organism: Anneissia japonica
Lineage: Eukaryota; Metazoa; Echinodermata; Crinoidea; Comatulida; Comatulidae
Exons: 2
Source: RefSeq, a predicted model, not a curated record